This is a messenger RNA of Oncorhynchus masou masou (cherry salmon), 1042 nucleotides long. RefSeq lists its product as uncharacterized. The transcript is spliced from 4 exons. NCBI's taxonomy places the organism in Eukaryota, Metazoa, Chordata, Actinopteri, Salmoniformes, Salmonidae. Bases 169 to 834 code for a protein of 221 amino acids. The record is from RefSeq and is a predicted model, not a curated record.
UCCACUGAAAAGCUGUUCUGCGGCUGACAGGAUCAGAAGGCACUGCUGCGGAGCCCAUGCACAAAUCUGGCUCAUCUCUAGCCUAUAGACCUGCUACUAUCAACAAGGGAAUCAAACACGCAAAGCUAUUCUUCUUUGCCUUGGUAUACAGUAGAAGCCCUGAUUGAGAUGUAUGGACAGAACCCUAACUGGUUGUGGUCGAACGGGGAGCCUCUACGCCACCAUAGGCACCUGGGCAGACUUGGCUCAGCAACCCUGAGGCAAUGGGAGGAUGAGGAAGAAGGAAAAGAGGAAGAACAUGCAAUUUGGACCAGGGAGCAUCCAGCAAUCUGUUGCUAUACUACAAAUGGCCAUGGCCUCACCCAAGAGCGUGUUCAGAACCCCUGGGGCUGGGCUUGUACUGAGAGUACCUUUGGCCCUGUCCACACAGACCUAGUUAGCAUCCAAAGGCAGAGUGACACAGUGCUAGAUGCCCCUGAAAUGUGGAUUGAUGUCCCCCCACACCAGCCCUCCUUGGGUGGUGCUGAUGGAGAAGAAUCAUCCCAGCAUUGUUUAGGCAGUCAAUGGAGGAGCCACAGGACAGAGGGCCAUGGCUGUGUUUGUGUGCAUGGACCAAGUGGACCAGGAAGAUGUUGCCACAAUUUGGCUGGUUCCCCUCUCUUCAAUUUUGGAAGUAAGUUGAGGAAGACAAUAAUGGUAGGAGUCGAGGUGGAAAUAGUGGAGGAAGUAGCCUAUGAGGACACAGAGAUACUUGAAGUAAUACCAGAAGGAGUCUAUCCAAAUUAUUUGAUGGAAACCAUAUUGCUGCACGAUGACCAGCUUUUCGCCACCUAAACAUGCAUUCCUUCAAAAGUUGUUUGCAAGUGAACUUUCUUUGUUUUUAAAAUGUCAGCCUUGUAUUUUAAAUGUAUUUUAUCAUGUAUUUAAAUGUAGUUUAAAUAUUAAAAUGUAUUUUAAAUACCAUUUAAAGGCCUUUUUAUGUCAGUGUUAUGGGAGGUUCAUUAAUGACAUUUUUUUUACCCAAUAAAAUAAUAAAACCUUU